Molecule: messenger RNA, 1146 nt
Organism: Kwoniella botswanensis
Lineage: Eukaryota; Fungi; Basidiomycota; Tremellomycetes; Tremellales; Cryptococcaceae
Exons: 3
Coding region: 1-1146 (381 amino acids)
Cellular component (GO): nucleus
Molecular function (GO): DNA binding
Source: RefSeq, a predicted model, not a curated record
AUGACCAUCGAAGAAGCAAUAAUAUAUAAGAAGCAGAAUCCUCAGGAGAGCCUAGCCAACGCAGCAAAGCAUGGCAAAGUGCCAAAAUCGACUUUACAUGAUCGCCUGAAGGAUACCCAUGCUCCUAGAGGGGAGAGGACCAAGCGGCACCUCUCUGUUCAACAGGAGGUCGCUCUCAUCGAUAAAAUCAACUCCUAUUCUCAGAGAGGAACCCACUUGACCCCCCAGCACAUCAGACAGCUUGCUGUGGCGAUCUCAGAAGAGAAGAUAGGAAGGAACUGGGCGAGUUCCUUUUUAAGAAGGCAUAAGGAGGAUUUAUCUUCGAAAUAUUUCAAGAUACAAGAAGCUUCUAGGAUGAAAUCGGACACAGGUGCCAAUAGAAAGGCUUUCUAUACCCUUGUCAAAGCGGCAUAUGACGACUAUCACUACCUCUCUUCGAACAUUUUCAAUAUGGAUGAAGCCCCUUUCAACAUGUCUACCGAUAGAAAGGUCAAACGGGUCGCUCCCAAGUAUAAACCGACCACUUCUCAAGCUGCUUUGGCAAACGACUGUCACAUCACAGUGGUAGCUACCAUUUCGACCUCUGAUGCCCCUGUUCCGCCUUUCCUCAUCUAUUCGGGCGAAUAUUUCAUUGAAGAAUGGGCAGAUGUGAAAGAUAAGGAUCCCCUCUUGAUGGCUGCGGUCUCAAAGACAGGUUAUAACAAUAGUUAUUACAUGAUGAACCAGACACUAAGAGCAUUAGAUAGGACAGUUAGAAGGGGAGAAAUCGAUCUGAAAACCGCCUUUAUGAAGACCCAAAGAGCAUUGGAUAAAAGCUUUGCAGAGGUGGCCUUGAUUGGGGAGGAUACCAGGAAGCGAAAAGCGGUGGAGGAGUUGGAUAAAGAGGUCCAAGGUACUGGGAAACGUACUAGGUACCCUCAAGGACAGGUAUUCGAUCCCAGAUAUAAGAGGGAACAUGCUGCAGAGCUGGCGGAAAGGAAGAAGAAGCAGUUGGAGGAGAGAAGGAAGAAAGCGGCAGCAGAAUUGCGAAAUAAGCAGGGAGAGGGCUCAAAGCGUGAGAAUGCAUGCAGAAGACCUACGAGUAGGGCUACGCCAAAGCACUACAGCACAGCUUGCUUAGAGCUUGAGGAAUGUGAUGAAGAGUAG